UUUCUUUUGUUAUUUGCCUCUCAACUUUUACGAUCCCAGGUUUACAUGUCGUUUUUAUAACUAUAACAAAACGAAUAUGUUCGUGGAAAAGCCUAAAGAAGAAGUAUAUGAUGUCAUAAUUAACGAGGUGACUAUUUCUCCGUGACUUUUAGGGGAAUGAAAUACGGAAAAUGUUAGUUUCUUCGAACAAGUACUAGAUUCAAGAUGGCCGCCUUUUAUUUUUGCAGCGUGUUUUAGUUCUCGUGUCGAUGGAUGUGGACUCGCUAUGUGCAUGCAAGAUUCUACAGGUAAGAAACAUUAAAGAAUGAGCUGUUCACCUAUAAACUCUUAAUGGCGGCUUGUUUUGAAACGCUCGUUGAAAUCUGGCGUUCAGUGCCAAGAGAUAUCUAGACUCAAUUUCUUCAAUCGCGGAGCAUGAACUCGAAUCUUUGUGUCGUCAGGAGAGAAUCACUUGUUAGCAGAAAUGAAAGGCAUGAUAUGAGCAAAUCUCUUCGACUUUUUGAGUAGUUGUUUUUCUGUUAAUUGCUUAAUUUUGAUCAGUACUAACUGCAGCAAUUUGUGAAGGGUAAAUUUUGAAAUUUGUACAGUUCGGGGGUGCCUGGAAUAAAGCACCAAGUGAUUUCUGAUAAACUGCUUGAUUCUUCUUGCAAUUUGCCUUAUAUUUGUUGGUAAUUCAAUGGGAGAAUUUCAAAUUAGAUCAGGGUCACCUGGAUCCUUAUUUCAUACACCACUUCUAAGUAUUAAAUACUUAAAUAGAAAUUAAAUAAUAAAUAAUAAAUUUUAUUAAUAAAUUAAUUUAUUCAAGUAAGGUAAUUUUUAAAAUAAAUGUAAAUAAAUAAAUAAAUAUUGACUCAAGCCCAGAAUGAAAAGAUUUUCGCAUAGCCACAUACAGUCCAACCUUCAGCAAGCGACCACCCAAAAUGUGAAGUCUUGCUGGUUGCUUACGGGAGGUGGUCGCUUAUGAGCAAAGAACCACAGAAGGUCUCUUCCUAUAAAAUGUCUAGACACAUACACUUUAUGUAAGAUACUUUAUUGCCUGCAAUUUCUAAGUUAUGUUACAAUGUAUGUGCAGUUCCAUGUUGUUACCAAAAUUCUUCAUGUACCCUUAGUAGCAUAGUACAUCAGAGAUUAGACCAAAAGUGGUUGCUUACAAUAAAAAACAAUAAAAAGUUAUUAAAUUGUCAGCCCCCGAAAGUAGUCUCGGUCGCUCACAGGAGGAGGUCAUUUACGAGAGUUUCCAACUGUCAAACCUUUACAGGAAAAGUUUUGGUGUUUUGGAUAGGCGGUCGCUAAUGAGAGGUUGUCAACAUGGGGGUUUGACUGUAAUGAAUAAAUAAUGAUUGUUGAGCCUAAGAAUUUUAGUGGGGAGAUAGUGUGGUGGUUUCUUUGAACUGGCAGCUUUGCUACCCUUAAGACCUUUAAUAAUGACUUUUGCCCCAGGAUGUAAAUGGUUACUAUUGUUUUCGCAACUUCUUCCUUCUAUUUACAUGUAUGGGAAAUGCAUGGCAAGACGUUGGUCCAUGUCAGGUUUUGUUGACACCCCCACGGGUGGCACUCGAAGGAAACUUGGGUAGAGAUGUGCCGCCAAGGUCUUCAAAUCCUAACCCUGUUUAAGACAAAAAUAGUUCACUUGCUAAUUACUGUUUAAGACAAGAGACCUUAUUACAUGACCUUGAUUCAAAUAGUUUGUUUGAAAGUAACACCAUGGAAUUCGAUUUAUUGGGAAAAAAUUAUUGGUAUCACACAAGUAGAUCACUCAUUGCCAACCUUCACAUUCUUUAAAAGGCAUCCAAAGACACCAAAUAGUGAGAUUGUAUAACUUGUUUAAGCCUUAGGACCCUGUAAACAAUACCCUGUUCAGUGGCACAUACCUGUCUACCAGGUACGCGUAAUAUAUAGGCUCCUGCUGUUUAGGCCAAAUAAGAGAUUGCCAAGGGUUGACACCACAAGUAUGUUGCAGAAAAAUACUUUUUACCAACUAAUGGCAUUUAAGAGGUAGUAUUCCUAACUGACUCACAUCAAACACCUGUAGCAAUGCUGGUAAUCUAUUUACUGAAUGAUGGGGUUUGUUUGUUGUUUUAUAGUGGCUGUUUAAAUGUGACAAUGUACAGUAUACUAUUGUUCCGGUCAGUGGCAAGGAGGAUUUAGUAAGAGCUUACCAUGAACACUCUGAACAGGUUUGUUAAUGCAAACCAUUAUGAUCUUCUUGCCUGCAGAAAAGUUGCACAUUUGCUUAAAAUCAAGAAGAUGUCAUUAAAUUAAAACUGCUUUUAAUGUAUCAGUCAACAGGACAAAAAGUAUUCAUCUUUAGAAUGGCUAAGGAGCUUUAAAUUAGUUACAACUACAAAUGGUUUAAAUUAUUUGAAGAGAUUUUCUUAAAACUCAAAGAAAUGUAGCAGAUAACAUUUUCAAAUUUUUGGACUCUGCGGAAAUCAACAGCUAUCCUAAUAUAUUUUUUCUGGUGUUAUUGAAAACCCAGGGUCCAAGUUUUUACAUAAUUUGAUUAUACUAAUUAUAUAAAUGAUAAUGGUGAUUGAAUAAGGGUUUAUACUAGACACUUCAAAUGCUUCCCUUCACAUGCAAUAUCCGUUGGACAAUAACCCCCCUAACUUCUUGGUGUAAGGUACCUCGGCCCUUGAAUACUUGUUAAAGAAAUCAGUUAUAUUUUUAAAUCUCAUGCGAGGAGCAAAAACAUGAGUAGAAGCAGUGUGUUAUAUUUAUGACAUUGUUUUUGUUUAGUUGAAGCACAUUUUUCUUGUGAACUGUGGUGGAAAUUUGAACAUCCUUGAGAUACUGGAGCCAGAGGAAGAUGUCAUGUUUUAUAUUGCUGACAGGUACUUGAAAAAGGGUUUUUCCCCCAUGGGGUACUCUGGAUUUCGAGUGAAGUGGACGAUCGAUAGAAUUUCACAGGAAACUUUUUUAGAUUCCCAUUUGGGAAUUUUAUGGGACUUUUUCCCACUACUGUGAAAAACCUGGGACAGGAAAUUCCUUGUAUGGGAAAAUAUUGGGAGGUUGAUGCCUCGCAUGAUUACACAAAUGGGUUUUUUCUGGGAAAAAGGUUCCACUUUACUAUGUAUCCCAGGACUGGGAAAUCUUGUGAAUGCUUUCCCAUGUUAUUCCCAAUCUUGGAAAUAUCUUGGGGAUUAUAUUCUCAUGUUGUUCACAAUAUUGUGAAUAAUAUGGGAAUACUCCCCCUUGUUGUCUCCAUAUUUGGAGUAAGAUAGGGAUACAUUACCAUAUAAUUCUCAAAAUUGGGAAUAAAAUGGGGAUAUAUUACCAUGCUUUUGUAAUAAUUGGGAAUUAACUGGUGUUAUAGUACCAUGUUGUUCACAUAGUUGGGAAUGAAAUGGGGAUAUUUUACCAUGCUUUUGUCAUAAUUGGGAAUUAACUGGUGUUAUAGUGCCAUGCUCUUCACAUGGUUGGGAAUUAAAUGGGGAUAUAUUACCAUGCUUUUGUCAUAACUGGGAAUUACCUGGUAUUAUAGCACCAUGCUCUUCACAUAGAACUUUGGGAAGAAAAUGGGGAUAUAUUACCUGCUUGUUUUUCUCAAAGUUGGGGAUAAAAGUGGAUAUAUAUUAUCAUGCCUUUCUCAUACUUGAGAAUAAAAUGGGAUAUACUAUCAUGUUAUUCUCAUAGUUGGGAAUAAAAGGGGGAUACAUUACACUGUAAUUCUCAAAGCUGGGAAUGAAUAAUUAUUGGGAUAUGUAUUGCCAUGGUAUUCUCAAAGUUGGGAAUGAAAUAGAGAUAACACUCCCAUAUCACUCUGGAGUUGAAAUCUUUUUCAUGGGAAUACUUCCCCAAGUUGGUGAUAUAUUUCCUAGAUGUCUUAAACUUGUGAAUACUAUGGAAAUACUCCCUCAUGUUAUUCCCAGAGUUGGGAAAAAAUGAAGAUAUUUACUGAUAUACUCCCGAGUAAUUCUCAAAGUUAAAAACUGAACUGGGACAAAUAGUUGAUUUGAGACAUUCACAGGUGAAUUUAGCUCAUAAUUUAUUUACUGUAUGUAGUCAAAGGAAAGAAAACAUGUACAUUUCCUCUUUGAACUCUAAAACUCAGGUUUGUGUGACCAACAAUUCUAGUGACUCACUUUAAUUUACAGUAUUUGGUGAAACUUGACAACAUACCAGACUUUUUAAUGAUUCUCUACCUGAUAUUGUUUCAUUCCUUUAAAAAAUUGUCUCAGUUGGAAAUUUAUGAACAACACACUGCCACUAGACAUUAUUGAUGCCAUGACCCAAACCCAAGACAUACCACAUUUCUCCUGACAGCUAGGUAUCUUAAUUAAGGAAAUUUUAGGUUAGUAGCUCUUAGGCAAGAUUGUAAUAACCAGCCAUAACUAAAUAUAUGGGACUGCUUCAAUGAACUCUAACAUUCUCAAACAAAAGAAAUAUGAGGCAGUCAUCUGGAUUUCCGGUAUCUUGAGAUUGAACAUAUCUACAAUUAGCUAUCAAGAUUUUUGGAGUAAAAUGUUUGGAUACAGAUAUUUCAUCAGUACACAUACUACAAUCAUCACCAAAACUGUUGGGAAGGCUGCUACUUUUAACCUCUUUUUUUCUCUCCUACCCCCCCCCCCCCUCCAACCCUGCCCCAUGUUGAGCGAAAAGUUUAUGUUUGUGCAUGUAAUAAUUGUUCUGUUAUAUCCCAACACUGAAUAGGGGGGACUGGGGGUAUUUAGCAAAAGAGAAAACUCUCUUUUUUACAAGUGAAAAUGGACUACUGUUAAGCUGCACAACCUUCCCAACUUAACUUUUGUCUGGGAUUGUAGCUGUCAUACCUGUAGAGUCAGAACUUUACUCUCAGAUCGUCUAAAUACACACUCAGUGUAGUGUCUGCAUUUCUAACAAUUGUUUUCAGGCAUUUUAAGACAUGAUCAGAUAUUCUUCUGCCAACAGUUUGUACUGAUCCACUGGCCCUGUGCAACUCCAGUUACUGAAUCCAAAGAAACUUUGUUAACAGCUGUUCUUCCGAGUGUCUCUCGUUCAUAUCUACCAGGAUGGUGAUGCUUCUCUACAAAGAAGACUAUGUCAACCACAAGUCUUUCCCAAUCAAUAUCUAGAGCUUUGCCAUACCAGAUAUCCCCAGGAAGCUCUCCUUGAAUGAGCAACAUGUCAUCUUUCUGUGGGUAAACUGGAACAAUGAGUUCAUAAGGAAGGCUCCUCAGUUUUCUCAUGUAAUCAACAACAGUGGCUGUAUUGUUCCCACAAUCAUACAGCAUAACUUUUCUUGAAAUAUUUUCAGUGGAAAAGAAAACUGUUCUACUGUCAGGUUGCAUUUCUACUUUAGGGAAACCAUUCCAAAAGUUCACUGCAAUGAGCCCAUUGCCAUCUCUCAAAAAUGGCUUUACACUGCCUUCCCCAAGCAACAGACAAUUUCCUCCCUCAUGUCUAACAGACAAAAAAUGGUGAACAGAUACCACUUCUUCACUGCCUUCAAAAGUGACAAUGAUACUAUCCUUGCUUGAUAGCACCACACCUUCAUGGCCGACAUUGAUCAAAAAACAUUUCUUUGUUAUUGUGGGAACAGCUGAUAUUUCAGUUGGAGAAAGUGACAGAGCAGCUGCAAUCUUGAUGUGAUCGUCUCUGGUCAACUGACAAACUCUCUUUGAUGAACCAAGUAACAGGGAAUGCUGUCCAUCCUUGCGGCAUAUUGCUCUAGCCAUCUCCACAGAGCGCACGACACCCUAUCAGUAGAAGAGAUUCAAAUUAAAUUUGACACCUAAAGGUCCCCUUAUGAAAAACAAUAAAACCUUAAAAUUAGAAAUAGUAACAGUACUGGCAAUCUAAGCAGAAAAUCUUCAGUUGCAAUUUUGAUAUAGUUGUACAUUCUAUACACAUAGUGUAGCCUGGAUUUUUCAGAUCUUCCCUUCUUCUCCCUUCAAGCCCCAAAUAUUUUUCAGCUGCCAUUAUUAAUUCUAGCUAUAUGGUGAGGUUAGGUGGCAAGCAAAUAAGGUUCUUACUUGGUAUGAAAUGACAACUAGAUGUAGGUAAUAAUAAUCUUUGUUGUUUCAUGAGGUGUUUUGACCACAUAAUUAUCAUGAAUUAAGCUGACAAGCUUGUUGAAUUUCCCAUGUUAUCUUCGAUAUGUCCAGGUGCAUGUGUGUUACUGUUAGGUAGCUAUGCCCCUGUUCUGAUCUGAUGCUUCAAGAGUAACUCCCCCUCCUCAGUGCCUUGGGGGCUUAAUUCACUUGCCUCGCAAAACUAGCUGAUUGGCAAAACCACAUAAAAUGAAUAUAUAUUUUUGCUGGUCAUCACUUUUACCUGUAAAAAUGUACCAAGUACAUGUAUCUUACAAUCAAUUUGCAAAGUGCUCUGUCUGGAUUAUUAAUGGAUUCAGCACGUCUAAGCAAAUUAUUACUACAAUCAUUAUUCUUAUUUUGAUUGAUUAAAAGUAUUAAAUAAUUAUCUUAACUCAAACUUUGUGAUCACACUCACUGAAUUUUAUUGCUGUACAUUAAGUCACCUCACCUGACUUGUAUUACUUUCUUGUAGUUGACUAUCAUCUUCUUCUUCCAGACUUUUCAGAAACUCCCUACGGGCUUCAGCUUUAGCAAACGUUGCUUCUACACCCUUACAAUUGUUGGACCUUUUGAUGUAGUCUUUAACGGCCCUUUCGAAAACAGCGCACCAAUAGUUAUCUGUUGCGGAAAAGUUAAUUAUAUCUUCAUGGAUGUGCAGCAUAUUGUGCACUGACACUGUACACAUGUCAAGUCCUUGUGUUUCCUCAAUUUUUACAUUGAUUCUUUGGGCCAGCUUUCUGUGCAUCUCGAUCAUUUCAUCACUCCAUCCAUCUCGCCCACUUGUGAAGUGAAGUUCAACAAACCUUGACACAGAGCAAACAAUUUCAAGUUCUGUCAAGUUUUCCAUCUUUCCUUCUACAAUACAUUCCAGCAUUGGAAAGAAAAAUUUCUGAAAGCCCUCGGCUUUCCAGUAGUUUACACCUUUACCUUCCUUUCCAACAGCAACUGGAAUUCUUCCAUUUUUAAGCUCAUUUGUCCAUGGAAAACUCUUCAGUUUUUCAUCAAGGUAAGUUAUGUCAAUCAAUUCAAGUUCUAACAUCCUCUGUGUUUGGUUUUUGCAUAGAUUCAAUAAAACUGUGUGAAAAACAUCAAUCAACAUAUGUUGCAAAAUGUCAAAUCCGUAAAGUGGAUACAGGUAUCUAUGAAAAACACUUGUUCCAGUGAAACCUAUCUCAGAGGACAGAGUUUUCCUCACACUUUUUCGGGUUUCAUUGUCAACAUCAUAUAGAUUAUCAAGUUCAUGUUGAAUGUUUCUCCUUGCCCAUGGAUAAUGGCAGUGAUAAAGAUUGUUUCCAUAGUAAUGGCGAUUACAGUAUUCACUUUGCUGCCCAGUAACCUUGCAUCUCCUACAGCCACAUUUGCCUUGAUUUAAAAAUUUUCCAAACUCACAUUGACCUGGAUGGUCUGCUGUCCAACAAAGCAACAAAACUCUCACAGUUUCCACUUCACGUGGUUCAUAGUCAGCUAUGGUAACCCCAGGGGGAUAUGUUACUUCAAACCCAUCAAUGAAACCUUUACAGAGGUCAUGCAUAAGUGGUUCCAGAAAUGGAUCAUAAGCUUCAGGCACAGAUUGGGAACAGACGUGCAUGGGACAAAUCCCACGACAUAGACUUCCUCAACAUGUGUGCGAUCUUCUUUACACAUAUUAGCAAUUGAAAUUUCAAUCGAGCCACAGCUCCUAAGUCCUGUUUUGAAAGGCUGCCAAGCAUCCCAGUGACCCACUAGGGCUACAUUUAGAGGAGAACCAUUUGCAGUUUUCACUUCACAAGGGACUGUCUCCAUACACUCUGGGCACUUCACAUAAGACAAUCCACUUUCAGCCUUUUCACAACUGGCAAUACUUUCCGCUGAAAUCACAGCUUUACAAUUGCCACAUCUUCCAGGAAGAAGCCACGUCUGGUUAGGGUCAAAAAACCACUGCAGGUCUACCCAUCUUUGGCCAUCCCAGAACUCCUUUUUGAGGGGCCAGCUUGAAGACCUUCCAAGCCAGUGUUCUUUCUCCUUCCAAUGACUCAGCAUUUUUCUGCACAUACUUUUUGUCUUGAACCAGUUUUUAACCUUGCUGCUUAACCCAAGAUAGUAAUAUUUAAUGUAACCACCGUUGCCACAAUGAGGGCAUAGUUCAUCUUUGCUGCUCAUGACACUCCAACUGCGACUGUAGUUAUACUUAACACUUGUCUUUCCGCAUCUCCGCACCUCUUUCUCUUCUCUACAGAUACAAAUGUAAAAUUCUUUGGCAUCUGAAUAACCUUGUUCCUCAAGAAGCAAUUGGACAGCUUUCCAGUCUUUUGGCCACAAUGCCAAGAGAAUAUCAACAUCAAUGUCACUUGAAAUUGAUUCCAAAAGCAUUGCUUUCCCAUAUGCAAGGAUAUCUUCAAAUGUCUUUAUCGAGGCUCCGGAAUUGUCCAUAAUACUCAGUGCCUCAAGUACAGCCUUGACAACAAGUUUCUUCAAAGGGUUUACAUUCUCAGUAUUGCAGUUGUUCGACGCGUCUUUUUCAACUAAAUCACUCUCAACAUCAGGAUUUUCAUCCAUUUCCAGUACCUCCAGCAAGUCAGUCCUUUCUUCGCCGAUGUCCAUUCCUUCUUCAGGACCAUUUGUGUCCGAUCCUCCACCUGAGUGGAAGUUAAACUCAACAGUGCCCGUAGCACCUGCAUCUAAUAAUCGAGCCUCUGACCAAUGCCGCAAUUCUAUGCUUCUUGUCGUAGCCUUUCCCUUACAACGCAAGCAUCUGCAGUGCACAUGUCUGUACGUUUUUUCAGAACAAUUACAAGAGGAAACUUCUCCUCUAGUCCAGGUGUGAACAGCCUCAAAAUCCAUCUUUCUACCAACAUUUUCGCUUGGCCGCCAUUUUUUCAACAACCUUCUAGUUCCCAGAGCUUCGCGAUUUUUCAUCUCGGACCAAUAAGAAAAGUUAGAAUGAUAGAGCGAAAAAGGCGGGAAACAGUGACCAAUCAAAACACUCGACAGAUGACGACAGUUCAGUAUUUACGCGCGCCAACACAUAGAUUGGUUCUCUUUCUCCACUCCCUUCGGGCGAAUGAAAUCGGUAAUGGCAAGCGAGUUGGUGAGCGAGAAGGAAGAUAAUCUUGGAAAUGACAGUCUUCAAAGUUGUUCCUCUGAUGACUACGAAAAAGCUAUUGCUAAAGUACGCUCCCUAUUCGGAGAAGCGAUUCUUGUGGCUCUAGAAAGUAAGAACCGAUUCAUUGGCUGUUGUCUCUGCCUUUUGCAGUGGGUUAUUUGUAUUACAUGAUUUUAUUAUGAAUUGGAAGCCGAGCUUAUUACAAGUUAAGUUUGAUUGCGUUCUCGUUUCACUAUUACAGGAGAGGAAAUCAGUGACUGGCAAUUAAUUACCGACUUAGCGGAAAGAGAAGCCGACGCCCCUAUUUUUGCGAAAUUAGGUUUCACCUACGGUAAAGCUGUGCGUUUUAAGAAAGAAUUCCAAGUAACACAUGGCAGACAUUUCCACAAGCGGCCAUCUUCCCCAGCAGUGCCUGCUUACAAGCCAACAAUGGCGGACAUGUCAUCUAUGUCGCCAGAAAUGAGACAGCUUCAUUUGGUCAUGUAAGUUAUGCAUUAUCUGGGUUGUUUCUAUAUUAUAACCUGAUAAUAAGCAACUAACUUACAUUAAAUUUCUUGAAGCAAGUUUUCCUCCUCCAUUGAACUCGUAGAUUUUCAAGUUUUCACCAUUUUGCACGCAUCCUCACAGCCUUCUAGGAAAGUUAUCCUGACCAUUAUUUCUGGGUGCGAACCAUGCGAAAACAGUGCGAAAAAUGCGAACUUUUAAAGGGGUACCCAAAUAACCUUUUAACAUCGAAACAACACAGUUUGGUAAAAGUUCAGUGUUAUUCGUGGUUCAUGGAACUUCUUAUCUAUCUAAAAGGCACAUUUAUCCCAUAUUUUAUUUACAAAUUCAGGAGAAAGAGGAUUGGUGUACUUGCAACACAAAGAUGGGGAAAGAGUUUGCCAAAGUUCAACUCACCAGAAACAAAACAACAGUUGGCAGGAUUUGCUACAGAAAUCACUCCUGAAUGUGGGAUACCUGAAAUCAAUUUUGGUGAAGACGGUAUUGCGAGACACAUUCAGACUUUCUUCAGUGAACAACGCCGUUACCAAAAGAAUAAAAAAACUCAAACACCCUGGAAGGUUUGUUACAUUUAUUUUUUUAGUACACAGAUGCAGGUAGACCAGAGUGUCAAUAUGUUUUCUUUUCGUUAAUGGUAGGUAAUGUGAGAACUGAACUGUUGUCAAAGCAAAUUAAAGAUAAUAAGUUUAACUGUAAAAAAAGACUUAUGUUUGAGUUUAAUUUUAAGUUUGCCACGGGGGUUUUAAGUUGUACUUGCUUCUCUUAUUCCCUUGUGUAAGUUUACAGUUAAUUUGAAUUUCGUUUCAUGAGUUAGAUUGUUUUGUAAUUUUGCUUUAAUGACAUAACUAAAACAUAUCAAGUGAAACAGCAUGACCAACAGACCCUGUUUUCUCUACACAAUUUCAGACUGAAACUGAGUUGAAGGAGAAAAGAAAGAGGCAAAAGGUGGAAGAUGUAUGUAUCUCUUACCAAUGUUAUCACUUGUUUUUGAAUAAUAUGUUCUAUAUCGUUAAGCAUGUGAUUAUGGCCAAAAAGAUAAUUCAAUGUCUGCUUUUUCUCUGAAUGUUUUCUUAGUUUUUUCCCAGGCUUGACAAGAUCUCCAGUGCCAGGGGCAAAUAAAGUUCCCUUAUCUAGCUUUAAUGUAAAGUACCUUUUAGGUAUUUUUCAAAUUUGUAUUUGAAAUUUUUAUUAAUUUCAGUCUGAAUUGGAGUUUGUGGUGAAGAAAAUCAAGAAGAAAAAAGUGGAGCAAGUAUGUAUCUGAUAGGCCACCCCUUAAGUUUAAAAUAUAGGAAAAUGUUACAAGAUAAUCUAUGCUGGCUAUGCAUGCCCACUUAUAUAAGCAACGGGGAACUGAAAGCUAUCCAAAGAAGUUCAACCCUCAUGGCCAGAUGUUUUCAUGUAAACCAUGAAAAUUUCAUGAAAACUGGGAGAACCUGUUGAUAUGAUUUGGAAGACGGUUGCUGCAAAGAGUUCAGUUACAGGGACACUUCACUUAUCAUUUCUUUGUUAACUGUUUCUUUUUAUAGUGUGCAAGUGGAGAAGUGACUCCAAGUAGUGCAGGCUCAUCAGCAGAUGAUAUCUCUGUUGACGGUGGUGAUACUGAAUCUGUCCAUGAGGAUGAGAACAGUGCAAGUGAUCAUGAAUCGCCCCCGUCCACUCAAGCUAACUCAAAAGUUGCAAGUGUGGAAGAAGAGGCUUGGCAAUCAAAUCUGGCUAUGAACCAAGCCAUUGUAAAGGGUGUGUUUGGUAAACUUUUAAAGAGAGAUGAUAUUACGCAUGUCCUUAAAAAAAAGUUUGCUGUGCAGCAAAAGAUGAUAACUAAUUUAAAGCCCACAGAGCUACUGAAUGUAUUAGCUAGAAAAUUGGUACGCCAUAAUUAUUGCAAAUUAAAAGGAGAAGGGAAGAAUAAGGAAGAUAUAAUUGUACUCAAAGAAAUUUCUUUUUUUUGAACUGCUGAGGCCUUGAAAAAUACAGUGCAAGUUGUGUUGAUUCUAACAUUAAUAAUCUUGUUUCUGUUUGAAUCUGUCAAAUUUAUAACGUUUGAUGAAAGUGAUUUUUAGAUGAUUUUGACCACUUUGUAUUUGUUAAAACAUAUUGGGCAUUAAAUGAAGGCUCUGACAUGUACAUUUAUAAGAUAUAAGAAGGCCAAGCUAAAAUAAUAUUAUUAGAAAUUAAAAAUUGAUGUACUUGUUUAUAAAAAAUAAAUGUGAAUCAGUUCUUGUUACCAUGCAUUGUUGCAGAAUGAUCAACUACAGCAUUAUUGGGGUACAGGGCAAAGAAUGCAUAUGGCCAGGAACGCGAGAACCCAUUUACGGGGAAGUGAAAAGCCACAUCGGAGAAAUAACUGGGAUGUUAAAACCUAUGUAAGGGAAAAUGCUGGGACAUUAAAUCCCAAUGAAAGUGAAAUUAAUGGGAUAUUGAUAUCCCGUAAAUUUCCCUUUUCAGGAAAAUUGAUGGAACAUUAAAACCCCAUGCCAGGGAAAUCAGAGGGAUAUUAAAAUCCCAAGAAAAGGAAUUUAUUGGGACAUUGAAAACCCAUGAAGGUGAAAUAAGUGUGACAAUUAAACCACAAUUACGGGAAGUUACUGGGAAAUUAAAUACCCAGAACAGGGAAAUUUAUGGCCGCUUAAUUUCCCAUGUCAGGGAAAAUGAUGGAACAUUAAAACCCCAUGUCAGGGAAAUCGUAGGGACAUUAAUAUCCCAAGACAAGGAAUUUAUUGGGACAUUGAAAACCCAAGCAAGUGAAAUAAGUGGGACAUUCAAUACCCAAGUUACGGAAAAUACUGGGACAUUAAAUUCCCAUGUUUGGUAAAAUAUUGGGGCAAUAAAUUCCCACAACACGGAAAAACUUGGGAUAUUUCUGUCCCAUGAAUGGGUUUGGUAUCAUUUUCCCAAAUUGGGAAAUUCACAAAGAAAACACAAUGAAAACCCUGUAAUUACCCACUUUAUUCACAAAUUGGGAAUUAACAAAAAUUCCCUGUGUUUUUUGGGUUUGAAAUUUUAGAUUCUGGGAUUUUUUUGGGGGGUGGGAAAAUUUGGCAAGUAUGUUUUUGGGUGGCUUGAUUUAAGUGGGGAUUUUUUGGGUAUUCAACACAAUCUAAGAUUUGUGGUAGUGUCCGCCUUUCUUAGCUGCAUACAUGUAUUUCUGCGAAUAAAGUACAACCAAACUUGUUUUGCUUUCUGGAAACUUUUUAGGAUCAAAAUGCAGUAUGGAUUUUCUGUGGUUAAUUUUUGGUCCAGGGAUUUUGGGGGGGUUUGUUGGAAUUAUGGCACCCUAGGGAUUUUUUCUGGUUUUGAUUUUUUUCCCCCGUCCAAUCAUUCCUGUUUUUUGAAAUCCAGAGAAUUCCCCCCUGGGGUCUUUCCCGUGGCAUUGGGAUUAGAUCAAACCCUCUAACCUUAUCCCUGUCCCUUUGUCAUUCACUGACUUACAUUGCUUGAUCUGAUCCACAUAUUGUUCAUGCCUCCUGCCAUUUGAACUUGAGAAAACUGAGUUGUUCAAAUAUUUUGUGAUUAAAAUAAAUUAUAUAUACCAUAUUUUUUCAAUUUAUGAAUGUUCUGGUACACAACAAAUUACAACAUUACAAACAUUGAAGGGGCUACAUACAACUCGAUUUAGCUCUACACAACAAAAGAAACCAAAAAAAAGGCAGAAAAGGUAGAUAAUAACAUACACUACAUAGACAGAAAAAAAGAAACUUAACCUCUUUUUUGUUAGAAGCUGGUAAUGUCUUCCAUUUAAUAUAAGUCAUGUUACCUAAAAAAUAAUUUAUGCUCCACCUUAUAAUCAGAAUGGGUUUCCCUCUACAACUGGGACAAAGGAUGGUGAGAAAUUUGAUAAAGUUUGAAAAGGAACACAUUAUAAUCAUUAAUGUCCUUGAAAUGUAGCCCACGGCAAUUGGCAUUCCUCUCUACAUGAUAUUAUAAAGUUUUCCCUAAAUUUUCUCGAUAUCUUCCAUCUCCACCAUGAUUUAUUAAAAAAAAAACUCUGCCUCAACAUGAAAUUGAUGCAAUUUUGAUUUGAUAUUAUAUACAGUGGAAUCCUGAUUUUUUUAACCAUCUUGGGAAAGGCAAAUUGGUUUGACCGUUAACUGGAAGUUUGGUUUGAUUGAAAUUAUUUAUCAGUAAUUAAUAAAAAUGAUGGUUUGAGAAAUCAAGAUUCUUUUGUACAAACACCCCCUGCCCCCUAGUAUCAGCCUAGGCACUGUUAUCAUAUCCCAGGCACAUCAAUAAGUUAGCCUGCGUAGCAAGCGUUUCCGCGCGAGUUCGUCAAGAACGUCGGGACGAGAGCAAAAAAAAGGAAUGAUAAAUUCGAAUAAUGAAUAAUAAUGAAUAAUUCGAUAUGGAAACGCUUCCUACGCAGGCUAUCAAUGAGUCAAUUUUCAGGGGUUGUAUGGUUUGUGAGAAAUUUUGGAUUUGAUUGGUACAUAAACAAAAGCAUUUACCAUUUUGUUUUAUGUAUUAAGUCACAGACCACUGGAUCUUGAUAACAUUUACAACCAGGAUCAAGUCAAGCUGUUAAUGAAGGAAGGGGAGCACCUUACAAUUCCAGACUUUGAUGAUAUCUAUGUAGAUUCAGAGGUAACAUUUUUUUUCUUAAGUUUAGGACCAAUAUAAUAUUGUCUUGAAUGAGGCUUACAGUAGUCCAGUCUUUUAACUAAUUUAAUCAACCUACAGGUAAGGGGUAUGGGUGGGAAGGUUAAUUAGAUAAAAUAAGUAAAAUUUAAUAGUAAAAUAAGUAAUUUUUUUCUAAAGCAAUGUCAUUUUAUUGUGGGUGAUACUAAGGGAUCUCUUCAUUUUUGUUAUUUUAAAACUUUUAAAGCUUAACCACUUUGUAUUAUUGAGAUGUACAUGGAAGUAUGUUAAGUGAGAGAUCUCAGAAGUAAUUUAAGAGUGAGGUGUUGGUAGGUCAGCAAUUUAUACAGUAAUACAGUAAAUGACAACUUACAGAAUUUUUGCAUAAACAACCUAUGUUAAUCUGAAAAUCAUUAUCUCUUCAUGCAUGCACUAAGUACAAGGAAGAAACCCUACACUUUACCUACCCUCAAGUGGAAAUGGUGUCUGACAGUGGGCUGAAUGGAUUAAUUUGUACACAGUUACAUAUUUCAUGCCAAUACCCAGGCAGAAGUGCUCAGGCACCAACUACUGUCAUGCGGUGCUGUGCCAUUGCCAUAAGUGUGAACAUAACCUUACAGUUUCAGGGAAUGUUGGCAGUGCUCAAAUUGCAUGGAAAAAUUUCGCAUUUUUUUGGUGACUUCAAUGUCAUAUAAUUUGAUUUGAAUGAGGUUGAGAAAUGACAAAGGCUGGAAACCUAGCAGGCUGAAGAUUUUAUGGCGGUGAUGUUUGUUCAAGCAUAGCAUUUACUUUACUGCACAGAUUGUUAUUUAAGUUAUUUUAUACAUGUCAUCAUUUUGUUACAUUUGUUGGUAGGAUGAGUUUGAAGACUCUGAUGGAGAAGGAUCGGAGCCUUCUUCAAAAAGAAGAAGAACCACUGAUGAGGUAUAAUUAUAUAUUCCAGAGUGGGUGUUAUCAACAAUUGAACGAUGGAGUGCUGAUUAGGCUAGGCUUAGAGUAUGGUUUGAGGUUAAUGCCACUAAUUCACUAAAUAAACACAACAACAACAGACUGCUUGGACUGUCUGGCAACUGCUUGUAAGGGUAAAGACCUGGUGACGAAUUCAACACUUGAUUAUUUUUAUACUGGCUCUUUAUAUUAUUUUAGAUGGAAGCUAACUUCUUUGCUUGGUAAACUAUUAUGUACAGUAGUCAUAAUAUUAUUUCCCCUCAUCCUCCUUUAGUGGCCAAUAACAAAUUAUAAAAAAAAAAUCUUUUUUUGCAUUCUGAUUUUUAUAUAAAAUUAAUUUAAUUUGCAUUUUUUUAUGUUUUAAUUUCUAAUGUUUUAUGUUCUCAAACUCAUUAUAAACAGUUCAUUAACUGUAAACAAAAGAAAUCAUUGUUGCGAUUUUUCUAAGCGAUCCCUUUUAAUUACAAAAGGUUAUCAUCAAGGUUUGUUAUGAUCAAGAAACCAAGUGUUUCACCUUAAAAAUUCUACUGCACUGUAUUUUUUGCAACCGGCUUCUUGUUGUCUGGAUAUGAAAUGAAAACCUUCCCAGGUGUACAGAUAUUUAUAUGAUGAAACGCUCCUUUGCGUGUUUGUUUUAACUACAAACAUUUCCUUGUGGAUGCCUUUAAGACAUGGACAGGUCUGUUGGUCUUAAAGAUAGAAAACAUCAUACAAUCCCCACCUUUAUAAUAAGGACACCUCUGUGAUGCUCUACACACAUGGAUUUGUCCUUUUCGGAGAUGUCUUUUAGUUAAUAAAAGGUUUGGUUUAUCUCCUAGGACUCCCCUCUUUCCAAACGCAAGUCAAAAAGACAAUGGCACCAGGACAGGUGAGAAAAGGCCUUUAAAAUAUUUUCGUCACAUUAGAGAUUGCACAUCACUUGAAUUUUGAGAUUCUGCUUUUUUAUUGAUUCAUUUUAACAGGCAGGAGAUUCUCUACCAGUAUUAUGCGUAUGCCUUCCAUGGAAGUGCAGUAAGUAUUUUCUGACAGUGUGGUUGCUAGUGGCCUUCUCACGGCUGCACGGGAGAAGGCGCCUGGCACCGAAAUUUUUUCGGGAUCGUUACUUGGGACGUCAGCUAUCGGCCAAUUUUUUCCCUGCCCUUAGAAAGGGAAGUCCCAGAAGUCUUUGCGAAAGUUACCUCGGCCCACUUUCCUUCUCGUUUCUAAAGUGGCGUAUUGCACUAUGGGACUGUUUUGGGGAGGAAUUCAGACCCAGUUUCCCGUGAAACUUCGUAACAGCCAAUCAGCCAAUAAAAGAAGUUUAUAGAGCUUCUUCAAACCAGUCCCAAAGAGCAACUGGACAGAGCGCCGACCCAGGUCAAGUCAAAUUGGCCAAUGUGAACGCUAGGAUAGGUGAAAAAAGGUUCAGGCGUCGAUAUCGACGACUGAUUGCAGCAAUUAAACAGGAGCAACUCAUCAUUUAAAACUAUCAUAGCGAUCGUCUUGUAUUGAUAUGGUCACUACGCACAAUUGCCCGUAAUGUUUUCAGCGUUCGUAGCGAUCAUAUAUGGAAACCAUAACACCAAGCAAUGGUGAUCAUGGAACACUCAUUAUUCUCCGUAUUUUGUAGUGUUUGUUCUUUCCGCUCUCGACAAAAAUGCGCUUGAGCGAAGGGAAGAAUAUCACCACAGUUACAUUUAUUAUUUUCUUUAAUUCUGCAUCAUUGCGUUUUGUUUGUUUUUUGUAAUACGCCGUCGUUUUUUCCGUUUCAGGCUUCCCUGAUCAUGUAUGAGUUAGCCUGGAAAAUGAGUAAAGACAGCAAUGACUUGCUAUGGUGGGCGGCAAUUGGCUUAACUCAUCAGUAUCUCUAUGAAAAGAUUGACAGGUAUUUGGGAAGAUAUUAUUUUAAGGUUCACUCACACUAACCCGGAUGAAUAUGAAAACGUGUCAUUUAGUCGACCAUCUGGCCUUCCAUCCUAAAACGGCGUUCUUCGAUCACCAAAAGUGAAGCUUCUUGAAAAUUGUUUCCAUACAUAAAGCUUAAUUUCUAAUUUGAAAACGCUGCUGCAUUGUUUGUGUGACGUGUUUUCUUGAAGCCCGGUUAAUACGGACAUCCGGAUAAUAUGGACACUAUGGCAUGUCCCCUUGAUGUCCGUAUUAACCGGGUUCCAGUGUAUUGUUUAAUGCAUGGAAGAAGACAUCGAUAUUCGCACACCCGUUAUAACGAAGAUAUUUCCCCAGUUCCUUGACACUUUGCUGCUGUAUCAGGCUUUUUUAGUGUUUCAUUCCGAUUCAGUCGAAAGGGUUGUUGCUGUUAAAAAACCUACUUCUUCUUGUGUAUUUUAGUGACAAGUAUGUGUCAGAUGCACAAAAUCUUCAUGAACAUGUGAUGAGACACAAUCAUGGGACAGACGAAAAUGGAAGCUCCAUCAACUGCCUGAAGAUUGUAUUUGAUACAGAGUAUCCUUUCUAACCGAAGAUGAUUCUCUUUGAGAUAGUCGAAACUGUUUCUGCAUCUGUAGUUCUCUGGAAGUAACAUUGGCAUCUCUUUGGAAAUCUCGAAGCGUUUCGAUUUAAACGUAGAAACUGCACACACAAAAAGGCUGAUAUUUCAGGUUUAAUUUUACAUAAAUGACUGAAUUUAGAUAAUUCCAAAUCUCGAAAUUUAUGUGACAUGGCACGGCUGGAAAGUUCAUAAUCUAUAGAUUAGAAUAAAAUAAGGCGUGGCCUUAUAAAGCACACGUGCAAAAGUAAAUAACGUGUAAAUACCAUUUGCCUUAAUGGUUGGUUUUAGCCUGCGUAGCAGACGUCGAAAGGGGAAGGAGAUUGGCGUUUUUCUUCCUCUCAUCCUCCCCUUUUUGCGCCUGCCACACAGGCUAAAUUGGUUUCUGGUGUUGUCCAAGAACAACAACAACUUUAUUCUUUGUCACAGAAAUACAAAAAUUGGAUAGUUUGCCCCACAAAUAGCGGGAAAGCUAGUCGUGGCGGGGCAAGACAAGUACAUGAAUAACACAAUUUAGUAAAAACAAAAACCUUAAACUAUUAGAAAGCCUUGCAGAUUGCAACUAAAAAUAACUAAAAAUUAAGUGAUCUAAUUAACACAGCACUUACUGACGUACAAUGCAUCAAGACAAGGAGUCACUGACUCUUAAAUGAUAACACAGAAAAAGAAAAUCUACUCGUAUCGUCAGGAACACUGCUUACGGAUUAACAAUGUUAUUUGGGAGGGUAUUGAAUCAGAAGUUUUAAUAUUGAGCUCAAAAGGUUGUGUCCUUGAUGUAGCAAUCCAGACUACGCCUGUCACUGUAUAGACAUUGGUCACUUUUUGACAGCAUCUGUCACUCACGCUACACUGCCUGCAGGUUUGUGUUCUGUAGACUGUGCCGGGAUCUUAGAUUGUAGGGACGUCGCGAAAAUAAAACAAACCAAGCGAAAAUAAGAAGCGCGCAAUCUGGGGAAGGGGGCGGUGGCACUGGCGGGAAAAAAUAGCACCGCCGCCCACUCUCUCUCCCUAGCGCCCGCGCGUUUUUCGCAUUAUUUUUUACCGCACGACAGCACUGCUAUCUAUGAGCCUGGACCAGGCUGACAUUUCUGUUAAUUUUUAAUCCUAGUGCCUCCCUUUUUAUGGGUUUUUGUGUGAGAGAUAUGAAAAUUUAGUUGUAAAUAAGCGGCUGGUAUGCUUUAGGCUUGAUUUCCACCGCUCUAUCGAGUCCGGUCUGGAGGAGGGCGGUCUUACUUUCCCCAACAGCUGCUGGUAAUCAAGACAGUAUACUUAUAAUUUCGUCUAUAUUUAUAGGCGACAGCAUAGAACAACCAUUCAAUGCCAACAUGUCUUUUCUUAGGUUCAGAGUUUGGACAAUCAAGGGAAAGAAGAAACUUCAUGAAUUUCUUGCAGACAUGGGGUAAAAUUUAUUAUGUGUCUUCUUCUCCGGCUUUGUUCACUAGUUAAAAUGGUGGAAUAUUGUAGUCACCAACUAGCAGUAAUUCCUUAAGUGAAUGAAAUUUCAUAUAAUAUAUGAACUGUGGGAGAAAAAGUUAAUUUAAAUCAUAAUAUCCAAUUUCAUAUCUCCAUCUUCUAGGGAUAUAUUACGAACUUAUCAGGUGAUCAGCUCUCAGUUUUGGCUUGAUAGGUCAGGGGUAAGGACGCUGCACCGGUAUCCUCCUGCAGUCAUGGAUUCAAAUCCCGUUUAAGGCGAUUUUUUUUCCUCCGUUUUUUGCAACUGCUCAAUUUACUUUUAUAACUGUUAUGAUCUUUCCCCUGAAAAGAAAUUGCUAAGUUAGUAUUAGUGGACCUUGCAUACUCUUUUCAGAUGAAUACAUAAUUCACGAUCAUAGUCUUACUUCAGGGGCUUGUAUCACCCCGCCAUGAAAACUGCAACAAGGUUAACCCUGAUUUCUGAUUAUUUGAGGAGACUGAUUUAGUGUUUUUCUGAACUUACUUUUCCUCCAGAAUCCCCCUGGUUCAGAGCCGACAAAAGUUUUAUAGCAUGGAUUUUGAUUUGAGGAACAACUUGAAGGGUUGGGUUGAAACAUCAGCAGACAAGUUUGGGUAGGCACACUGAACUGUUAUUUAAACGAAUACCGCACAUUAACUCGAUUCAACGCUUCAUCUCUAGAAUCAACGCCGCACCCAACCAGAAGAAUACGGGGUUGAUAAUUAUUGGAGGGUUAAAGGAAAAACUUUGUACAACUGUGCACUAUCUGCUUUUGACAUCUUCCUGUUUUACAUACCGCGGUAUUAUUCGCAAAUGAUUUAUCCAUAUUUUAUUAGUUAAGAAAUGUGAUUUUUAAAUAAACGUCGCCCUUGAAUGAACGCCGCAUCGGAAACGCUGAAAAUUAAAUCAACGCCGUAGCGUUUAAUCAAAUAAAGAUGGUAUGGCUUUUUGGAUUUACUUUACAAAAAAGCAGCAUAACCGGUAUUAAUUAUUAAAAUUCUGAGUCGGAAAAUGGCUGGAUUUAAAAUAGCAAAAAUCAAAAUUCAUUUGAUGCUUAUUUUUUUGUAAUGCUUUUUCAGGUUGGACGAAAUGUCGUACGGAUCAUUCCAUGUUCAAUACGGAUUUAAAAACAAGGUAACAGGAUGAAAUAUUUUAUGUGAAUCCACGUAGCUUUACCCUCCUGGCAGAGUCGCUUCUAUCUUUCCCUUAUCUAGGAAAGAUCGACGCGACUCUGCCAGCAGGGUAGUAGCUCUCAUGCUGACAUGUCAGUCCUUCAAUGUAUUUUUUUAAUGUUGCUUGACUUUGUCAUCUUUUCUCUUCAGCUGUGUGCAAGCGAUGUUGUUUACGCCGUGAAUUCUCUUUUGGAGGCUCCGGUAUGAUUUAAAUCAAUGCAGCUAUGACUGUUUUCAUUUCUUGUGCGCUGUUUAACGCAUUUUAACACCACCAAGCAUAAGCAAAUCAGGAGUUACAACUAAAGAAAAUGUUACUUUUUUUAUUGUCACAGACUGAGGGAAUGACAAAAUGGGACAAUUUCUUGGAGGCACUUGAUGCUCUGUCAAGGUAAGCAGGGAAAGAUCAGUCCUGAUACUCAGAUAUCAUUACAGCUAACAAUAAUGCGGAGUGUUAAGAUGCCCGAUUUUUCUGCGCUUCUGGAGUGGUGGUGGCCUUUUCGUUGGUUUCUCAAAACAUAAUUUAUCACACGGGGAAGAAAAGAAGCCUAUAAUAGCAUUUUGAAAAUAUCGUUGAGCAUGUAGCAGUAGACUGUUUGCAGUUUAAACCCGUCGCCUUAAAAAAGUUAAAGUCAUCCCAGCUAGUCUCCUGGUCAGCACUAUCGUAAAACAACAAACAAAAUAUUACGCCCUUGUUUCUCUUGGCUUGCGUAUACUAAAACGUUUCCCAGUGGUCCUCUGGUAACUUAAGAAGGAAAAUAAGAGGUUGUUGACAAUCUUAAGUUGGGAAAUUUCUCUUAUUGCAGUCAAUUUCAUCUGUUGACUGAAAAUUUUGUGUGGUCUUUAAUUGGGAAUUCGGUUUAAAGUCCACGAUCAACAUGCCGUCUGUUCUUCAUGCGUACCAAUCAGGUGAUCUUCAAAUGUAUCGCUAUUUUUCAAAGUUGCCAGCACUAGUACAAUGCUUUAAGGUUGAACUCCUUGCAAGUUGCAAAAAGUUAAUUCAACUUGCAUUGGUUGCUGUGUAAUGUCAAAAUACAGAGCUGCGGCAAAAACCGCAUCUACAGUAUCUCUGGGUGGAAAUAUUUUGCCAAGCAUAGUGCUGCAACACUUGGAUUAUGGCGAAAUGAAUGGAAGGUUUCCUGAGGUCGGUUAUUUGCUGUCGCAAAAUUCAACCCAACAGUAUUUAGGUCGCUCUGUGCUAUCGUUCCGUUCUUACGUUUCCAUUAUUUAUGCUCAGGUCCAACAGUGAAAAGCUUCAAGAUGGUAUUGAAAUGGCAAAAAAGCAGGUACGUCUCAACUUUAGUCCAGUGUAUCGAAGAUUUUCCAUCACGUGUAAAAAAAUUCGAAAUAAAUAAACCUCCAUUGGAAAAAUCUGUCACGUGACACGCCCUCAUAUGAGAAGAAGGACGCGGUUCCCUUAAAUACAUAUCGCUUAUACUAAAAUUUACCCUUGCAUCUAAACUAAAGGACUGAGAUCGAUCUACUAAGCCCGUGAAAAGACAUUCUCUUUUGAGCUAUGCUAGCCCAUCCUCAUUGCGAAUUACUUUGACAAAAGAGUGAUUCAGUUUUAAGGUGCUUGCGCUCAAAACGUUAACUUUUGAAUCCCUUACGAAGCGCAACUUCUGUCUCACUAGAAGGAGUUUAUUUCUUCUGUCAUGCACUAGCCCACCGAAGCAACACAGCAGUUUCUAACUCAUUAAUCUUAUUUCAGUUGAUUGCUGUUGUAAAUCAAGUACGAUCAUUAAUUGAUAUGCACCAAGUGAUGUGCGCUGGACACUUUCUUUACUCACAUCUCAGAGAGGUACUACUCAAUAGCACAUCUUAAAAACGAUAUCGGUCACUGUUAACUCGUGUUAUUGACUUUAUAUUGAGGGCAUCGCCUCGGUUGAAGAGAGAUUAGAGCAGCAGCAUUGUGUGAAAAAAAUAACUUAUACGACUGAGAAGUAGAGGUGGGUAAGGAGGAGAUUGAGUAGAGCAGUGAUGGCAGGCAGGCGAUCUCCUCUACCCGCGGAAAAUUAUACAAAGAGCGUUUGUUCUUUGUUAGUCUCCAUCGCAGCCGCUCGGAACGGAGUAACGCAAUGCUCCCCGCGUAGGGGCGGGAGCAUUGCGUGACUCCGGGCCGAGCGGCUGCGAAGGAGACUAAUUCUUUGUAUAAUUGUCUUGAGUGGUUCCAAAAUUAAAACGUCCUCUCUUAGCCUCCCGUUCUUCAAGUUGAACCCAUGUAAAAAGGUCACCAGACGCGGAAGUGGAAUAACGAUCAGAAAAAUUAGUCUGGGGAGAUUCAUAUCAGAAACGCGAAACUGAACGGAGCCUAGGUUUAUGCUAUUUAAAUGGCAUUUUCUUACUAUCUGCUAGAUGGUAAGUUUUGAAAACGGAAUAGGAAAACCGUGCAAUACCGAGUUCAUUGAGCUAAAAUGUGUGACUACCUCGCUCUAUUGAUUUUCAGUACAAAUUGCACAUUACACAUUACUGAGGCUUUUCCCUCCAUAUUUGCCGCCAAACUAUCAGUAGUGUAAACCUCGUCAUACUUUAACAGUUACAACUAUGAACUUUUCUUGUUGUUGUAGGGCAUACCUGACUUGAACAUGUUCAGUAAACCAGCCGUUCUUGGAGCUUUAGCGCGAUUUGUAUUAAGUGCUUAUGUCGCAAUGGUAUGUAGGCGAUUUUUUUCUGUUUCAGUCGGCGUUCUUUUCUUUGUGGAAUUGAAAUUUGGUCGUGAAAUAUCCCAUGAUUUAAUUGAACAUACCGUAUUUCCUCGAAUAAGCGCCCGGGCGCUUACGGUAUUUCAAAUUUCAGCUCAAAGAAUGGGCGCUUAAUCGAUAGGGGGUGUUUAUUCGAUGCAGUGAGAGGGGAGCGGGGCGCUUAUUUGAUAUUAGCCUUGGGGUUGGGCGCUUAUUUGGGAGCGAGCGCUUAUUCGUCCGUCUCUGGCUACGAAUGAGACUUUUUUGUUUACUAUGUUCAUGUGCUCUUUUUCUUUUUUUUUUUUGAAGUCAAAGAACAAGAAAGCAGCCGCUCUUCCUUUUGUUCUUGCCGCUCCUUUGGAUCCAGAAAAAGGUAUGGAUAGUAACUACAGUAGAACCCCGGUAACUUCUUCUGUUUGUUGAGGCAACGUGGUUGAUGAACUGUAGAAUCACGCUGUUGCCUUCCCCAUAUUCAUUGGUCUUUAUUUAAAGAUUAGUGCUAUUCGCCAUUCUGACAAGGAGGUCAAUCUUGGACAUAUGGACAGAAAAUUUCUAUCCCCCUUCCCACAAAUCAAGGACAAAAAAAUGUUUUGGCCGUCUCACGCCUUCAUCUUUGGCAUUCUAUUUUAUUCUGCCUAGGAUUGAAGCUCGGUGUUGUGUCGAACUGCACAAUAGAAAGCUUUAGAUUCUGAGAACGAGGUCGACUACGAGUACGAGACUUUCUCAUUACUGAGUAUUGCACACGCGUGAACCAGUGUCAUUUUGGCGGGAAAACGUGAUAGCCGUCGUCAUUCUACUACGAGUUUUAGCGAGAAUGUCGCAGCGGCGGGAACAAGUUAUCAAAUGUAAGAAGUUUGAUAAUUUUGCUAUCGAGAAAGGGUUUAACCUCCUUCAGUAUAAAUAACUGCACUAACUUUUUCGGUGAUAAAAAGUAAAAUGAAACUUUCCGGGAUGUCUUUUACAGUUUUUGAAAACACGCGCUAAAACUUUAAGUCAAAUCUCGUCCUGACUCGUACUCGUUCUCUUCCUCAAAUCUAAAGCUCUAAGUUCAAGUUCAACCUCUCUAAUGGUGCUGUUUGGGAACGCAUACUUCGCUUCUUUUAUCGCCUAUUACAAAGUUGCGCGGGAAAUUGGGUCCAAAUUCGUCUUACGAAACAGUCCCAUAGUGCCAUUCGACACAACAAAGACUCGGUCGGUCGCAUGCGCUAAAGAGUAAGGGCGCUUAUCAAAAGUCAGAGCUGGCCAGCCUGACCUGUCAUUUUGAAAAUGAAGGAGUAGUCUUUUCUCGAAAUUUUCACUAAAACUAUCAUUUCCCUGCAUAGCACGUAGAAAUAAACUGAUCGUGCUGAAUAGUACUGAUUAAUAGAGGAAUUCUCUUGAUAACUGCAUCGGUGUGGCCCGCCAGUUCUGACAAAAGGUAUAAGCGCCCUUUAAAUUGGAACACAUGUUUUGGAGGAGGAGUAACCUAAGACUCGACUUAUCCGUGCAAGAAAAACGUCUGUAAGAGCCCCGCUCAGUUCAGUUGUUGUCACUCUUUCAGGGACUUGUCUUUUAGUAGGAAUUCCUCCCAUCGCUGAUGAUUCAGGCAAAAAGUAAGUGUGCAAGUACCGUAGUAUAUCCUAACUAAUCUACGAAGUGCCUGAAUACAAACGCCGAUCACUUCGACUCGUGUCACUUGAAUUCGAUUAUAAAUGCAGUGGAACUCCGUUGAUAUGGCCACCUAUGGGCCAAAAAGAAAUUGGCCUUAUUAACGGGUGAUGGUAUUAACGAGGGUUUUUUUUUACAAGAAAAUCCGGGUAUGACCAUUUUGCCAGGCGGCCAACAAAAGUGGCCGUAAGGCGAAGUUUCAUUGUACUUAAAAUGUUUUUAUACAGCGUUUCAACUCUCCCGCAUGUUGCGUAGAAGGAAAAUUUGUGUAUAUUGCCAGCUCAGGCUCUAUUUUUGUUUCGCUUUGUAAAUAAAAUUCCAGCGGGCAAGUAGUAGAGCGAAUACGUAAGAGAGAAUGUAUGAAAACUGCUAAAAUUGAUCCUGAACUCAGGUCAGAAUUUUAGUCAGGAGAGUCAUUUGUAAUAUUUAACUCUUAUUGUGGAAGGAACAAGAUACGUAAUAAGCAUUGUUUUAAAAUUGACCUUGAAACUCUUUUCUCAAGUCUUAACCUUCGUUAUUGCUGUUUCUCUUUUAGUUUUCUUGGAAAAGCCUUUGAAAUGGCUGCCAGUAAAACAAAAUCACGGACAAUUCACGACCACUUUGACCCAGCUGGUAUGUUUAAGUCUCAAUUGCAGGUUUAGUUGUAUGCAUGUUCAUUUUAAUUGACGUUUUCAACCCCCAAGCUCGCUACUACAAAGGCAUGUUGCGUGGAAGACGCUCGCGACUGAGGUAAAAAUUCUACUCGCGCGAAUGCUAAGGGAUCUAAGCUUGGGAGAGAAGAAUUUCUCUUCUCGUUGGUGGCCUUUUUCAGCUGUUCAGUGACAUCACCGGGACAUAAACGAAACAGUAAAAAAAAGGCGCGGGGUCUUUGUUUUUUUCGCUCCGCUCUCUGAACGCCAGGGUGAAACUAUUCCUGCCGCUGGGAGUUUAUCCGAGCAAGUUAAUAAGAUGUGGGGGUCAGUAGAGCAGGUUUGACUUGACUGUAUUUAAGUCAUGGACUAAGUAACUGAACUCUGAAGUGCUUUGCCUUUUGACAUAAGCCAUUUAGUUGAAAAUCUCAUGCAUCAACACUCAAUGAUUAGAUUUCACCUUGUCGGGGAAAUACUCACUCACAUUAGAGCUUUGAAACUUGCCUUGCUGUUCUGGUCAGUUGGUAACUUGGCCCAUAAGGAGAUUUCACUUAGCAUGUAAUACCGUCUAAAGUUAGUCUCUAGUUUUCCUACUGACAGACUGUUCUUUCUUUUUUAUUGUAGUGAUUGAAAUGAAGAGCGAAGAUCGUGGAAAGUUCUUUGAUGCCCUAUCUGCUCUUCUAAUUCCGAAAUAAUAUUCAUUGAAAGAAAUGAUUUUUCAUCAUGCCCCUUCUCGACGGCAAUCUGUAAAAAAUCUGUAAAUAUUAAAAGAAUGCUUGAAUGAGCGAGUAAGCUGUUUUUCAUGAGGAGACGCACUUCCGAGACACCGCGGUCCAUUUUCGUCCUUGCUUCAUUGCUACUUUCUUAGUCAUCAGAGGAAUAUCAUUAGAGAGACUAUUGAUGGUCAAAAGCCACCUCAAUCUCCCCUUGUAUGUGAACUUCACCCGCGGCUUCUACCACUGUGAAUCCAUACCAUCGG
Porites lobata is the source of this 26139-nucleotide messenger RNA. NCBI's taxonomy places the organism in Eukaryota, Metazoa, Cnidaria, Anthozoa, Scleractinia, Poritidae. The record is from the annotation of a GenBank genome assembly.